Molecule: messenger RNA, 1236 nt
Organism: Seminavis robusta
Lineage: Eukaryota; Bacillariophyta; Bacillariophyceae; Naviculales; Naviculaceae
Source: the annotation of a GenBank genome assembly
AUGGACAGUUUGCGAUUAUUUGCCAAGUCUUCGGCAAAAAGCGUGAGAUCCUUUCUCCAUAUACAUGACGAAGUAAAUGGAAAUCACUACGAUGAUAUUGAAGUUCUCGAUCUUUUCGACUGGGAAGUGAAGUCGUUGGAGGGAGUAGUGCGUCCCAAUGCCACCCAGCGAGAAGUGGCGGGGACGUGCACUCCGCCACCGGGAGUGCCUACAACCUGUUGUAUAGGGAGCUUUUCAACGGGAGGCGCUGUCACAGCCGCCAACAGAGGCAAAUGCGCAAAGUCUCUCAUUGAGGAUGGCGGUCUCGAGGCACUCAGACAGAGCACACUGCAAUUCUUCAAGGACAAUGCCUUACGCGAGAAUAAUGCAAUGGCAUGCGAUGUUUGCCGAAUUGUUGAGAUAGCUCGGAGAGAUAACCUCACGGUUGCUCUAAUGGGGGAUUCGAUGCAUAACCAGGUCCACGACGGUCUGCUGUGCGAGUUACAAAGACGAGGUUACAACGUAACAACGGAGUACAUUGACUAUAACCCCAAGAACGAAGUUACUUGGAUUUAUCGACGCUUCACUUUGAGCAUAUUACUCCACAUCCAAUCGCCAUCGUGGGGAGAGCAGGAAUCCAUCACGAUUGCAUUCCAUCGAAUGUACUUGCUGCCGCUGGUAUCAGACGACGUAGCCAUGCUCACAGCCAACAUUGAUGUUCUAGUUCUGGGCUUUGGACUGCAUUGGUGGUACGAUGAGAAUCAACCACAUGUGUUUCGGACUCCGAAAUACUAUGUUUCCGCCAUGAGGGACCUGUUUCGUAACGUUACAGAGCAGGGGACUGUCAAGCUACUUGCUCAUCGAGAAACAUCUGCCCAACACUUUGACGCAGACGGUGGAGAAUUCUCACUAUGGUACCCCAAUAGAGAGCACCUGUCGCAGGAAUGCAAACCAAUGCUCUACGACGGAGAAUCUGUCGCUUGGAGGGAAAAGGCGAUUCAACGAGCAGCCAAUCAAUCUGGCCAUACCUUGGUUAUGGCAGGACCCAACAUGCCACCACACCAACACAACACCAAUCAAGGUGUUCAGGAAGUUGUUGUUUUGCCCUACUUCAACUUCACGGCCAAACACCACGGUAUGCAUCCGCUGCAAGGUGAAGACACGCAUGACUGUACCCACUACUGUUCCAGUCCGUACGUUUACUACCCAAUCUGGAGAUCACUACGGUUUGCCAUGGAGAGACAAUUUGCCCAGUAG